AAAGAGGAAAUGAUGGACAACAGAAGCAACUCUAGUCUGCCUGACAAACUUCCUAUCUUCUCCAAUUCUGCCUGCUUGCCAAUGAGCAGGUCCUUCUAUCUGGAGCCCACGGUCACUUUCCACCUGCACCCGGAGGCCCCGGUGCCAUCCCCUUAUUCUGAGGAGCUGCCACUGCUGCCUUUUCCCAGUGACUCCCUCAUCAUGGGAAAUUAUGGUGAACCCUGCCCCUUCUCUUUCCCAAUGCCUUAUCCAAAUUACAGAAGGUGUGAGUACUCCUACGGACCAGCCUUCAUCCGGAAAAGGAAUGAGCGGGAAAGGCAGCGGGUAAAAUGUGUCAAUGAAGGCUACGCCCAGCUCCGCCACCAUCUGCCAGAGGAGUAUUUGGAGAAACGACUCAGCAAAGUGGAAACCCUCAGAGCUGCGAUCAAGUACAUUAACUACCUGCAGUCUCUUCUGUACCCUGAUAAAGCCGAGACCAAGAAUAACCCUGGAAAAUGUUCCUCCAUGAUAGCAACCACCAGCCGCCAUGCUGACUCUAUGUUCAGAAUUGUUUGAGUGUUUCCAAAUAGAAAUGAAUAAGAUCACAAAACGGGGUCUCCUACAGCACCAUUUGAUAGUUUUUCCUGAAUGUAAUUUCUGUGUAGGCAGGAAAUAGCUCAAAUGCUAACCUAUGCUGGGAAUUACCCAAUAGUACUAAACAUGAUCUCAUGUAGAUUGAGGAGCUGCUUUAUGUCUUUCAUGAACUCUAGGGGAACAGGGGCCCCAGACUCUGCAUGUCUCACCCUGCCCAUCUCACACGCUUGGCCAGGGACUCAGGUAUGAGAAGCUUUUGUGGAAGCCUUUAAAGUGUGUGCUGGUCAUCUCUUCACUGAGGCUUCAUGCUGAGCAAUCACAAUGAACCCCCUCUUCAUAUGUCAACAUUUGGAGAUUUUUUUAAAGAGUAUGUUCUGCAUCUUAUUUUUGUGGGCAACACUUUUCUUACCAUCAAGAACACAUCCCAAGGAAGGGACCCAGUAACCUUUCAAAACCCAAACUGCUGCCUGCGAUGAGGGCCCGGGGUCCUCCAUGGAGAGGACAGGCAUUUUCCUUUCCCACCAGGAAGGAGUCAGCCUGGAGCCCCCAGAGAUUUUUACUUACUGGGGAUCGACAAGAAGUCACCACCAUGGCAAAGUGUCUUGGGGCUAAUGCAAAAGUAGUUUACAAAACCUUGUUAUUUGAAAUUAUUUCAGAUGCAUCAUUUUCCUGCAUGUAGAAUUCCUCAGGCAGCUUAGUGAAAGGUUUAAGAAGGCAGGCCUGCGUUUGCAGUAUAACUCUGCUGCCUCUUCUCUAUGUCUCGGUUCUUCUUCACAAAAUGAGAACAGCAGCAAUUCCCAUGUGUUUAUGAUGAUGAUUAACAGAACUUGACAUAUAGUAAGUAUUCAUAAUCAUUAAAAACAUUUAUUUAGAGAUGGGGUCUUGCUAUGUUGCCUAGGCUGGUCUCGAACUUCUAGCCUCAAGUGAUCCUCCCACCCCUGCCUCCUAAGGUGUUGGGAUUACAGGUGUGAGCCACUGUGCUUGGCCAUCAUUACUGAUUAUUAUUAUCAUCAUUAUCUUGUCCUGUCUAUACCAUCAUCAUUUUCUAGGUUCUCUAAGCGAGAAAAGCUGGAGCUGCCAGGCCUUUCCUUCAUACCUGGGAAGGACAGUCCCUGCCUGGUAUCUUGGAGUCUGCUUUCAAAAUGUGUCUAUUUCUGCUUCCGUGACCAGCUUCAGCUCUUCCUUCUCCUUUAACUCCCAGGUCCCAUGUGUCCCCAGGCCCAGUCAAGAACCUAUCACACACUGUCUAUCACACUCACCUCUACUGCUAUGCUUCUGUGAAGUCUUCACCAACUUUCUAUCCCAGCUGUUACUUGUUCCUUUACUUCGUAUAAAUACUUCUCCUGUGGCUGUUAUCCUGCUAUCUUUAGACACUUUACACACCUGGCUCUGUCUUCUCCAGUAGACUGCAAGUUCCUUGAAGAUGAUUCGUCCAGCCUUAUUCAUCUCAUAUUCCUAGUACCCAGCAAAGCGCCUUGAAUCAGGAAGGUGCUGGUGAUUAUCUGUUACUAUUUUCUUACUCCAGUCCCGUCACCUGUGUCUGGGUCAUUGGUAGCAGUCUGGCCUCCUGGGCUGUGUUCUCAACAAGCUCCACCCUCACUCUCUGAAAGUAUUUCAUGUCACUUUGUCGCUUAAGCUGCCUGAUGACUUCUAAAUGCCACCUUGUUUAAAUUUAUCAGCUUAGUUUUCAAAGCUCCCUACUGCAAAACGAAGCAGCAAACAUAAGAAGCCACGUUUUCUCAUCUGUUUGCCAGCAACAUUUCACAAAUGUUUCACAAAGCCCCUGACUCUUACCUCGGGCAGCAAUUUCGCUCUUGGGAAAGAUGUUUUGCAGACACAACAGGACAUAGUACACGCCCCUCUCCCUCCUCCACCCCUUCUCCUAUCUGAGUUGCUAAAUUCCUUAAAAGAACAUGGAAUACUAUGCAGCCAUAAAAAAUGAUGAGUUCAUGUCCUUUGUAGGGACUUGGAUGAAUCUGGAAGCCAUCAUUCUCAGCAAACUGACACAAGAACAGAAAGCCAAAUACCAAAUGUUCUCACGCAUAGGCAGGUGUUGAACAAUGAAAACAGGUGGACUCAAGGAGGAGAGCAUGACACACUGGGGGCAGUUGGUGGGGGUAGG
Molecule: messenger RNA, 2695 nt
Organism: Callithrix jacchus (white-tufted-ear marmoset)
Lineage: Eukaryota; Metazoa; Chordata; Mammalia; Primates; Cebidae
Gene: ASCL3
Product: achaete-scute family bHLH transcription factor 3
Biological process (GO): regulation of transcription by RNA polymerase II; developmental process
Molecular function (GO): DNA-binding transcription factor activity, RNA polymerase II-specific; RNA polymerase II transcription regulatory region sequence-specific DNA binding; protein dimerization activity
Source: RefSeq, a predicted model, not a curated record